GUGGAAGAAUUCUUUCAUGCCUACAACAUCCAGUGCAUGCUGGACUUGUCUGUCGGUGACGGCAAGACGUGUAUGCUGGCUAUCAAGCGGAGGGCCGAGCUGGUGGGAAUCACGUUCAAUGAUCAUCACAAGGAAGGGUUGUAUCGACGACUUGAGGCUCAAGUGUUCCAGGAGUUUCAAAAAGCGGACUCUCCGCUUUAUGAGUCCGGGCUGGUUCAGCUCUUGGGGAAGAAGCGCAAGGCGGUGGCCGACGUGGCCGCGGACGGGGACGUGGCAAGGCACAGGCAG
Symbiodinium sp. CCMP2456 is the source of this 288-nucleotide messenger RNA. The record is from the annotation of a GenBank genome assembly. Lineage: Eukaryota; Dinophyceae; Suessiales; Symbiodiniaceae.